Caenorhabditis remanei is the source of this 1710-nucleotide messenger RNA. RefSeq lists its product as uncharacterized. The coding region runs from base 1 to 1710 and encodes 569 amino acids. The record is from RefSeq and is a predicted model, not a curated record. NCBI's taxonomy places the organism in Eukaryota, Metazoa, Nematoda, Chromadorea, Rhabditida, Rhabditidae. Gene Ontology annotation, molecular function: protein binding; palmitoyltransferase activity. Gene Ontology annotation, cellular component: Golgi membrane. Gene Ontology annotation, biological process: protein palmitoylation. The transcript is spliced from 10 exons.
AUGAAACGAGGAGCUCUUUCGACGAUCGAGGAGAGAACAGAAACUACUUCUGGAGCAACUUCAACGACUUCUAACACUUCGAAUAGCGGUACCAAAAUGGAGACGAAAAUGCAGAUCGCAUGCCGUGCUGCCCAACAGGGAGAGAUUCAAACUGUACGAUUUCUUCUAAAUGGCCAUGUCUCUGCAGAUGAGCUGGAUCAGGAGGGAUGUGGUCUCCUUCAUUGGGCAGCUAUCAAUGAUAAAGUGGAUAUUAUUGAACUUCUUCUUUCCCAUCACGCCAAUGUCAAUCUCAUCGGAGGAAACUUGAAGUCGACACCUCUUCAUUGGGCUUGCUACAAUUCUCAUACGAAAGCUGUCAUUUCUCUAAUCAAAAACGGUGCGAAUCCAACAAUUCGGAAUAUCAACGGAGAAACUCCACUUCAUAUUGCCGCAAAUACUGGAAACUUCACUAAUGUCGCAUAUCUACUCGUAAAAUGUGAACAUAUCAAAGAUUGGAGAGACAACUUGGGUCGAUCUGCUCUCAUGAAUUCCGCUGCCCACAGUUUCGGACUGUUUCCAAUUCGAAUUUUCACAAAAGUAGAUGCAUAUCUAGAUUUCGCGAGUGAUGAUACUGGCGACACGGCUCUCCACACGUCAAUGGCUCGACAGAAUAUGUCAGGAGCUGUCGAAUUGAUUUGUGCUGGAGCAGAUGAGACGAAAAAGAACAAAGAUGGAAAGACGCCGUACGAUAUGGUGAAUGAAAAGUUCGGAAAGCAUGUCAGAGAACACGUGAAAACUAGGAAUAUUCGUGAAAAUGGAACGACUUUUGAGAAGAUGACGUCACGAUGGUUUCUCAUGCAACUUUUCACUGCUUCGAUUACAGGAAUCUUGAUAGUCGGGGGUCUCGGACUCUUCUAUUUGACCAACUUUUGGGUUGUUCUAUCCGCUUUGGUCGUCUCUGUUCCACUGACAUUUUUCUUCCUUCGAAAGAAAGAAAUGGAUCAUUUCGGGUACCUUCCAGUCACUUAUAUCUGUUGGAUGGGAAUGGCUGAACUCGCAUUGUUUCUGAUUCUCACUGAUCCUGGAGUCAUGCCUCGAUCCACCAAUCCAUUCAAAGAUUUCAUAGAGCAAUUGGAAACGAAACAUCUCGAAAGAUAUUGUUUUACGUGUUGGAUUCCGAAGACUUCUUUUUCUCAUCAUUGCUCUCAGUGUGAUAAAUGUGUCGAUGGAUUCGAUCACCACUGUCCGUGGAUUCACAAGUGUGUUUAUCGGAAGAAUCUUCGCUUCUUUGUUCUUUUCUGUCUGACCAACUUUGUAUUCGAUGUCAUCUAUGUUCCAGUUUUGGUCUAUAUGAUUUUCAUUUCUUGGAGUAGUGUUGGGUUUGAGCAAACUUUGAAUGAUCAUGGAAUAAUGGUACUCAGUUUAUUGUUCUCAGUCCCUCAUAUCAUUGGAGCCGGAGCCAUCACUUACACUCAAUUCUCACAGAUCUCUCGUCAUAUCACAACUAUUGAGAUUAUUCGGAACACCAGAGCUAAAAGUAGUUCGGAUAGUGACAAAACCACCAGUGCAACCACCUCUUCUCAUUACAAUCCAUGGGAAAAUCGUCCAAGUAUGAAGGAGAGAAUUCGAAAUAUUUGGAAUCUUCUAGCUUUUGAUCAGUUUGGAGCAGAAGAAGUAUGUGAAACUAAUUCAGAGAUCGUCUCGUUCGAAACUUCUGAGUCGCAUGUCUAA